UGCGUGGCACACCAACUUGGGAAACGUUUCUUUGCGUCGCACUCAGCGUCAAAGGAACUAGCCCCCAGUAUACAGCGCUAAAGAAAACCGUUUUCUCUCCCUUCUUUUCAUUUUUUUUUCAUGAUAUGCAUGUAUGAGCCACUGCCGCCGGGUUGUCUUUCCCAGAGUGGCUGUUUGAGAAACAAGCCCUGGCAUGGCGAAUCCAAAGGGAGGAGGGAAUAUGCAAUGCAAUUGGACAUGUUCAUCUUGUUCUUGUUGGUGGUUGAUGAGAUGAAGUCCCAGCAAGAACCCGAUCAACCCCCUGCCCGUACGAUAACGCACGGGAGAGCAACAGUACAGAGCACAUAUGUGACAGGGAUUGGAUAG
Fusarium graminearum PH-1 is the source of this 366-nucleotide messenger RNA. RefSeq lists its product as uncharacterized. NCBI's taxonomy places the organism in Eukaryota, Fungi, Ascomycota, Sordariomycetes, Hypocreales, Nectriaceae. The record is from RefSeq and is a predicted model, not a curated record. The transcript has a single exon. The coding region runs from base 238 to 366 and encodes 42 amino acids.